CUUCGUCACUGAACUCUCUCGCACAAUACAAAAGCUCGAGCGUAUUGAGGUUAACGAAUCGCCUCCGUACGCUUUCGUCCUUCGCCUCCACUCUCCUCCCCUCCUCCCUUUCCCCGAUACGGCCAAUGCGAGCGCUCUCCCUCCCUUAGGAAUCCGUCCCCGAGAGCUUCCGUGAUUGCCGGAGGAGCCGGUUAUCCGCGAGUUUCGAUCGGUCGGCGUAGGGUUCCGGCGGGCUUCCGGUCCUUUCUAUGGCGUCGGAGGAUGUGAUGAGCAAGACGAGCGAGUCCGCUGUUUCGACGAUCGUCAAUCUGGCGGAGGAGGCGAAGCUCGCCGGCCGCGAGGGGGUCAAGGCUCCUAGCCAUGCUUUCCUCACCAUCUGCAAGUCUCUGGUCGCUGGCGGCGUCGCCGGUGGAGUGUCGCGAACUGCUGUAGCUCCCUUAGAGAGACUAAAAAUUUUGCUCCAGGUUCAAAAUCCGCAUAGCAUAAAGUACAAUGGAACAAUGCAGGGCUUGAAGUACAUAUGGAGAACAGAGGGUGUUAGGGGACUGUUUAAAGGCAAUGGCACCAAUUGCGCUCGAAUUGUUCCAAAUUCUGCAGUCAAGUUUUUUAGCUAUGAGCAAGCAUCAAGAGGUAUCCUGUGGCUUUACCGGGAACAAUCUGGAAAAGAGGAUGCUCAACUUACUCCUCUAUUACGCCUUGGAGCUGGUGCAUGUGCUGGUAUUAUUGCUAUGUCAGCGACAUAUCCAAUGGACAUGGUUCGAGGUCGGCUUACUGUCCAGACGGAGAAGUCUCCCCGUCAAUAUAGAGGAAUAUUUCAUGCCCUUACUACAGUCUUCCAGGAAGAAGGCCCUCGUGCAUUGUACAGAGGUUGGCUACCUUCUGUUAUUGGAGUUGUUCCAUAUGUGGGUCUCAACUUUGCGGUGUAUGAGUCUCUCAAGGACUGGUUGAUCAAAAGCAAUGCAUUUGGAUUGGUCGAGGACAACGAGCUGAGUGUGACCACCAGGCUUGCCUGUGGGGCUGCUGCUGGGACUGUGGGCCAAACAGUCGCCUACCCACUUGACGUCAUCAGGCGGAGGAUGCAGAUGGUGGGAUGGAAAGAUGCCUCGUCAGUUGUUACAGGCGAAGGGAAGAUUAAGGCUCCCCUCGAGUACACUGGCAUGGUCGACGCAUUCAGAAAAACUGUUCGCAACGAGGGGUUCGGAGCAUUGUACAAGGGCUUGGUACCAAACUCAGUAAAGGUGGUACCAUCAAUUGCUAUAGCUUUUGUCACAUACGAAGCAGUGAAGGACGUCCUCGGAGUAGAGAUGAGGAUAUCUGACUGAAGGAGGAUAUGGGCAACUUCGGGGUCACUGACCUAGCUAUCGUUUUCGCUUGGUCUUUUUCGAGUUAAGGGAAGGAGAUAGCAGAGGGCAGAAAUAUUGCUGGCUACUUAUUUAUUUUAAAAUUAGGGCGGUAGGGAUCCACAUCUUUUAUGUGUAGCUCUUAUUUAUACAUAAUUUUUUUUACGUUCUUCCUUCACCUGGAGCUCUUAGUUUCUUUCUUAUUUAAUUUUUACUGUAUGGCCUGAAAUAAAUGUCGCACCGGAGUUGUCCCUAUCAGUCAAUUGUGGAUUUAUUCUCGUAAUUUUUGGCUGGUUUCAAUUGGACCAUCGACUGGUUUUGCCAAAUAGAAUUCUUUAUGAGCUCC
Punica granatum (pomegranate) is the source of this 1686-nucleotide messenger RNA. NCBI's taxonomy places the organism in Eukaryota, Viridiplantae, Streptophyta, Magnoliopsida, Myrtales, Lythraceae. The record is from RefSeq and is a predicted model, not a curated record.